Molecule: messenger RNA, 744 nt
Organism: Tripterygium wilfordii
Lineage: Eukaryota; Viridiplantae; Streptophyta; Magnoliopsida; Celastrales; Celastraceae
Product: protein NETWORKED 3C-like
Exons: 3
Coding region: 1-744 (247 amino acids)
Molecular function (GO): actin binding
Source: RefSeq, a predicted model, not a curated record
AUGGAGAACAUCAAGGAUUCUUCUUCCUGGUGUCUAGAUAGUCCUGAGAGGCUCCCAGUAUCUCAAUGGCUACAGACGACUCUAUCAGGUUUGGAAAAGAGAAUGAAAGCUAUGACGGACCUCUUGGAAGAAGAUAGCGAUUCUUCUCCACAGAAAGCCGACAUUUAUUACAGGAAGAGGACAGAGCUGAAGCAAAUGCUUGAGGAGGUUAUAGAAAGCUUUGCUGAUUCUAAACUCAAGGGCCUGUACUCCCGCUCGCAAUCACUAGAUGAAAAUUCCAUUCUUGAAUUCUACAGUGCAACCUCCAACCUUGAAAAUCUGAACACGCAAGCAGAUCAACCAGUGUCAACUGAAUCAUGUACAAUGAAUUCCAAACCAAAACUUGAACAUAGAAAUGAUAUAGUGGGAAAGGAGAACACUUGUGUCGUUGACGCAGAUACAAGUAUCAAGAUGAAUGAUUUUCAGGACAUUCAGGCUGCACAAGAAGCGUUCCCUGGAGGAAGCUAUGAGUCACAGAACACAUGGUCCGAACUAAACCACCAAUUUACAAAGCUCAUGGGAGAGAAUCUGCAGCAGCAAGCAGAAUUAGCGAAGAGAAAUAUUCAAAAGAAAGUUGACAUUAAAAGGCUUCAGCUAAAGGUGGAAUGCUUAAAAAUGAGAGAAUGCAGCCCUCCAGGACUGUCUCAUAUACUCAAAAGUUCAUGUGGAUCAAAACAAAUUGCAGAGAUCAAAAUUUGUGGGUAA